Molecule: messenger RNA, 1104 nt
Organism: Oryzias latipes (Japanese medaka)
Lineage: Eukaryota; Metazoa; Chordata; Actinopteri; Beloniformes; Adrianichthyidae
Product: protein FAM237A-like
Source: RefSeq, a predicted model, not a curated record
UAAUUUAUGGGUAAAAAGGAAGUAUCAACCUUCAUUUUUUUAAAACUAAACGUGACAGACAGGUUUGGAAGGGAGGGGGGCCACUGACGUCAUGACACCAAACAUGUAUUUACCAAACCUCCAUCAACAAUACAGUUCUGCUGUCAGCACAGCUUAAAUGGUAAGUACACAUUUUCACUGUCAAACUACAAUUUUGUUGACUUUUUGUGAUUUUGUUGUUGUUUAUUUAAUUGUUUAUUUUAAAUUAAGACCUACGUGUUGCUUUUUGAAACUUCAUAUGCCAAGAACUGUAUUGCAAAUAUUCAAACACUUGUUCUUUGUCAGAUUUGAUGAUUCCCUGAAACAGCUGAUCUGUGUUUGGUCCAGUGCAGAUGCCGGUGCCUCUCCUGAGCGCAUGCGCGCCCGCGGUUCUGGCGCUGACCUGCUUGCUCGCGGCGCCUCUGCGAGGCCAGAGGCCGGGUCAGGUGGACCCGCUGGCUGUGCCCCGGGCGGACCCGCAGUGCUGGGACGCCUCCUCGGCUCUGCUGCUGGAGAUGCGCUCUCCGAGGAUCGCCGACACGGUUCCCGCCUUCUGGGACCUGAUGGAGUCCCUGAGGUCGUCGGACAAGGGGAAACACUCGGCACUGUUCUGGGACCUGGCCCGGGUCUUCUGGGACCUCUACCUGGACUGUGUCCUGUCCAGGAGCCACGGUCUGGGCAGGAGGCACAUAACCUCAAUGCACUCACUAAUCAGUGACAAGUCCUUCCGAUUCAACAGUUCGGGUGUGAACUCCCGCGCUUGGAUCAGUGUGAGAGUCAGACGCAGAGGACACAUCACAACCCUGAAGACAAACCGUGAUAAAUGACUGCUGGGAAAUCCACAUAGACAGCCUUUUAUUUAAAUAAAAACGCUCCAUGCAAGACUAAAUGUUUUUUUUUUUUUACUUCUUUAUGCAAUAUCUACAAAAUGUUUCAGAUAAAUGCCAUGAGUUGAGGUUAAAUCCUAAUUUUCCACUUUUUAUUCAGUAACAAUUAAUUUUUUGAAUGUUUAUUGUUAGUCCAUCUAAUGCACUAAACAUCCUUUUCAAAAGGUGCAUGUUUCCUGUCCUAACUGUAUGUUCUUGA